AUGGUCGUCACCAAUCCCAACGCCGCUCAGCUGGAACUCGCCGGCAAGGUCGCCCUUGUCACCGGUGGGAGUCGAGGCAUUGGAUCUGGCAUUGCACUUGAGCUGGCGAAAAAGGGCGCCUCCGUGGCUAUUAAUUAUGCCGGCAACACGGCUGCGGCAGACAAGAUGGUCAACGAGAUCAAGGCCCUGGGCGUGCACGCCGCAGCCUUCCAAGCCAACCUGACGAAAGUCGACGCCAUCGAGAACCUCUUCCGCGAAGUCGUCUCUCACUUUGGCCAAUUGGACAUUGUCGUGUCCAACUCGGGAACGGAGAAGUUCGUAUCCCUAGCCGACACCACUAUUGACGACUUCAACGCCGUCUUCGACCUCAACACCCGCGCCCAAUUCUUCGUCGCCAAGUACGCCUAUGACUACAUCCAGCCCGGCGGGCGCGUGGUCCUGAUGUCCUCCAUCGCCGCCGGCGUGGGAGUCCCGGCCACUCCCUUUACGCCGGUAAAGCGAUGCACCGUCAAUGCGAUUGCGCCUGCUGGCGUGAAGAGCGACAUGUGGCUGAGCAACGCGUGGCGGUAUGCCCCGGGCUGCACCAAGGAUUCUUCGAUUGAGGAGAUUGAGGCGGCACUGGCUGGUGGUAGCCCCUUGAAGCGAUGCGGUGUUCCGGCGGAUAUCGGGCGCAUUGUGGCAUUCUUGUCUCAGUCCUGCCGGAGAAUGGAUCAACGGUCAAAUUUUGCCUUGCAAUGGUGGUGCGAAUAUUUAGAAACACCUCCAGGGCUUGUGAUGGCGGGUGUUGGUGAAAACCGAAGAGAAAGAGAGACUGAAGGCGAUCAAGGGGGGGGGGGUAAAUGUAUAGAACAGACUCAAGGUCGAGAUUGA
Molecule: messenger RNA, 870 nt
Organism: Penicillium cosmopolitanum
Lineage: Eukaryota; Fungi; Ascomycota; Eurotiomycetes; Eurotiales; Aspergillaceae
Product: Hydroxynaphthalene reductase arp2
Exons: 3
Coding region: 1-870 (289 amino acids)
Source: RefSeq, a predicted model, not a curated record